AGUCCUAUUAGAAAACUAAGACAGGUAUAAAUACCCACCAGCCAACGACCUCUCUGUCAUCCUCCUCGAUUUCGCCGUCUCUCACCCUCCCUCUCUUCCUGCAAUUUGAUCUCACCAGGAUCCCAUCAAUGGCCGCCAUCUCAGGAGCUUCUUCGAUCUCCCUCCGCUCUACUCCGCCUCGCUCUCAUCAAAAUCUCGCAUUGUCCAGGACUAAUGGUUUGAGGUCAAUUUCACUUUCUGAUUACGGAAGAAGUUCCCUUUCUUUCGGGUUGCAGCAACGUUCAAUACGCCUUUCUGUUUCCUGCGCUGCCAAGCAAGAAACAGUGGAAAAGGUGUGUACGAUAGUAAGAAAGCAACUUGCAUUACCAGAUGACUCUGCAGUUACCGGCGAGUCAAAAUUUGCAGUUCUUGGAGCUGAUUCUCUUGAUACGGUUGAGAUUGUGAUGGGACUUGAGGAGGAAUUUGGUAUUAGCGUGGAAGAGGAUAGUGCUCAGAGCAUUGCAACAGUGCAGGAUGCUGCCGAUCUUAUUGAGAAGCUCAUUGAGAAAAACAAGGCUUAGAGAUAGUAAUCAAAGCAAGAGUCCGCCUGCCUAUUCACUUCUUAGCCUGCUUUAGACUAGUUGAGUUGCUAAAUAUGAAAUUAUGAAUUUACUAAGUUGCGUUUCUUUGUU
Prunus avium (sweet cherry) is the source of this 671-nucleotide messenger RNA. RefSeq names its product acyl carrier protein 1 (gene ACP1). Gene Ontology annotation, biological process: fatty acid biosynthetic process. The record is from RefSeq and is a predicted model, not a curated record. Lineage: Eukaryota; Viridiplantae; Streptophyta; Magnoliopsida; Rosales; Rosaceae. Gene Ontology annotation, molecular function: phosphopantetheine binding; acyl carrier activity.